ACCGCUGAAGUGCAAACACCUCUGAACCCAAUAAGGCACCAUGACUAUAGCGAUCGCAGACAUUUUCCCUCCCCCGUUUUCCUGCGUGUCAGCAACGUCCAGGCCGCGGGCAAAGCAGGACUUGGAGGCGUGGACUUAAUUUAAAAAAAAAAAAAAUUAACCGCCGAGGCUUUUGACAAUUCAAACGGCUGCGCUUGUGCUUGGCGGACGUAGGCGAUGCAUGAGCUUAUCGAAGUGGGAUAAUGCCAGGGAGUCUCCCUGAAGGAUCGGAGGUGUUUUGGUGUAUUCCACCUUCCCUGAGCCAACAUAAAAGUUCAGCAAGUCUUCAAUAAAAAUGGCCACCAAUAAAUCUACAUUGCAUAAAAUGGGAAAGAAACAGAAUGGCAAAGGUAAAAAAGUUGAAGAAGCAGAACCUGAAGAAUUUGUUGUGGAAAAAGUCCUGGAUCGACGUGUAGUUAACGGCAAGGUGGAGUACUUCUUAAAGUGGAAGGGAUUUACUGAUGCUGAUAACACAUGGGAGCCUGAAGAAAAUUUGGAUUGUCCAGAGUUAAUAGAAGCUUUUCUGAAUUCUCAGAAAGCUGGUAAAGAAAAAACAGAAGGUACCAAAAGAAAAUCCCUUUCAGAUAGUGAAUCUGAGGACAGCAAAUCAAAGAAAAAGAGGGAUUCUGUUGAUAAACCCAGGGGGUUUGCACGAGGUCUUGAUCCUGAACGAAUAAUUGGAGCCACAGAUAGCAGUGGAGAACUUAUGUUCCUUAUGAAAUGGAAAGACUCAGAUGAAGCUGACCUGGUAUUAGCUAAGGAAGCUAAUGUGAAAUGUCCUCAGAUUGUAAUUGCUUUUUAUGAAGAACGAUUAACUUGGCAUUCUUGCCCAGAGGAUGAAGCACAAUAAUUGUUUGGAUUUUCUCCUUCCCUUCCCCUUUUUUCUUAAUUAUAUGUACGAAAUUUCACUUGAUACAUGUGGAACACCUUUAAGUCCUAUUGGUUACUUCAAAAGUAAUAUGUUUUGCAUAAGGAAGAAAGCAAACGUGGUAUUCACAAGAAGCCCAUACUGCUUUCUGCAUAUUAAAUCAAAUGUUUUAUAAAAAUUUGUUAGUUAAUAGUGGUCCUUAAUGGCAACUUAAAGUGUUUUGUAAUUCUCUAUACAACAAAUGUGCAUGAUUUUUCCCCGCCAUAUAGUCUGUAAACCAUUAUAUUUAGUAUUUGUGGCAAAUUGGUUCAAAGGGGACCAAGUGAAAAUUUCGUUUUAAUCUGAAGUGCAUAUUGUAUUGUAUUUCAUUGUAUAUACUGCUGAACAGCUACCAAUAAAAUAGUUUCAUAUUCUUGUGCUCUCUUUACCAAAUUGCAGGAAGCUAAGAGGUUUUAAAAGCUGUUUUGGUAUGGAAAAUAUCCACUAAAGGAUAGACAGUUUUGCUUUUUUGCAAAACACAAAACAAAAAAAUAGGCAGUUAACAUGAAAGUUAUAGUUUUCUCCCAUAGAUGUUGUUUCUCAUAAGUUGUUUCCUAGAAUUGGCAAAAUAAGAACAUAAACUUCUGUGGUGCAUUGAAUAUUUAAUUUUUUAAGAUUAGUAUGCAGAUUUGGUUAUCACAUUUAUAGUACUCAGAACAUAUGGUUGAGUAAUCAAAUCCUGACAUAAUCUCUUAAACUGUAUAUCUGAUGUUUUAAAAGUUAAUAAUUUAUUGAUGUUUUAGGCUUGACUUCUUUAGGAACUAUUAUCCCUAAUCCUAAUAUACUUCCAAAUAAAAUUAUUUUAAUUGAUUGCCUGAUAGAUUUAUGUAGAUAGCAAAAUUGAGGCAUGGAACUGCAGAAAAGAGGAUUCUGUUGGAAUAUAGAGCAUAUAUAUAUCAAUCAAUCAAUCACAUGGUCAGUUGUUAAAUUACAAUUAGAUCAUCCAAAUAGGGUUACUAUAUGUGUGAUUAAUUUUUAAAUACAAGUGCAUGCAACUAGCGUUAUUCAUUUGGCUUUGAUUAUAUUCUGUUUGGGUAAGCAAUAAGGAAUCUUGUCAUGUAGAAUGCAGUUGUCAGAUUAUUUGGUUUCUAAUAUAGUUCAGUGAUUCCAUGUACAUAGAUUAAUAGAAUAGAUUAUUGAAGUUCACCAUAAUAAGUUUUUAUUUUAAAAAAGCGUAAUAAUUACAAUUCAUCUCAUUUCUGAGAAUUACUGUAAAAAUAAAUAUGAUGCCACACUGAAAAAAAUUUAGAGUUCUAAACAUAAAGUCAGUUCACUGCUUUUCAAUAAACCUAUUUCCUGAUAUCUGUUGAGGUUCCCUUCAAUUUUUUUUGUGUUUUUCUGAUUUCUUCCAUUUUGUUUAGUACUUGUAUUUCUGCUUAUGUUUUUGUCAAAAAUUUUAUUAAAGGGUUUGUUUAUAUAGUAACCUCCAUAA
This is a messenger RNA of Ahaetulla prasina, 2378 nucleotides long. RefSeq names its product chromobox 3 (gene CBX3). The record is from RefSeq and is a predicted model, not a curated record. Gene Ontology annotation, cellular component: pericentric heterochromatin; nucleus. The coding region runs from base 335 to 889 and encodes 184 amino acids. NCBI's taxonomy places the organism in Eukaryota, Metazoa, Chordata, Lepidosauria, Squamata, Colubridae. The transcript has 6 exons. Gene Ontology annotation, biological process: chromatin organization; negative regulation of transcription by RNA polymerase II. Gene Ontology annotation, molecular function: chromatin binding.